AAAGGACACAAAACAAAAUAUCCUCAAGAGUAAAGUAAACAUUUUCUCUCUCUGAGAGAACUCAUUUUCACAACUUAUUCACAACACAAAAAACACGCUUCAACCUAUCAUCUGAAAUUGACCGGAGAUAUGGCCAUAGUUGACGAUACACCGUCGUCAGACGCCGGCAACGGCAGCGGCAGCAACGGCAGCAAAGUUUGGGGACUAUUCAAGCUACCGUUUCGGAGCACUAACAACAGUACAACACACACAACUUCUUCAUCUUCUUCAUAUCCAAUUGAAGGAUACAACACUCACAACAACAACAUCACCGGAAACAAUAACAAUAAUAAUCAUAGCUCCAGCUCUGUUUCGUCUGUGGCUAGAUCUCUGCUUCCGACACGACGUCGUCUCCGACUUGAUCCGCGGAAUAAGCUCUAUUUUCCAUAUGAACCGGGUAAGCAAGUCCAAAGUGCUAUCAAGAUCAAGAACACUAGCAAGUCUCAUGUAGCUUUCAAGUUUCAAACAACCGCUCCAAAAAGCUGCUUCAUGCGUCCUCCUGGUGCUAUUCUUGCUCCCGGCGAGACUAUUAUUGCAACCGUUUUUAAGUUUGUGGAGCCUCCAGAGAACAAUGAAAGACCAAUGGAACUAAAACGAAAGGUGAAAUUCAAAAUCAUGAGCCUGAAAGUCAAAGGGAUGAUGGAUUACGUACCUGAGCUAUUUGAUGAGCAGAAAGACCAAGUGGCGGUGGAGCAGAUAUUGCAAGUUGUUUUUCUAGAUGUUGAACAUCCUACUCCCGCCCUGGAAAAACUGAAGCUGCGGUUAGCCGAGGCAGAGGCCGCCCUUGAAUCCCGCAAGAAACCUCCAGAGGAAAUUGGUACCAAAGUUGUCGGUGAAGGCCUUGUAAUAGAUGAAUGGAAAGAAAGAAGAGAGAGAUACCUGGCCCGACAACAAGUUGAAGGUGUAGACUCGGUGUAAUAACAAAAAAAGAUUGGUGAACCGUACAAGUGUACAACCGAUCUUUUUUAAAUUCGUUUUGUAUCAUUUCAAUCAAUUGGUGAACAAAAAGUCUGGCACAAAACAAAUUGUUAAAACAUGUUUACAAUGUAAAAAGCUUUCGUGGGUUGAGUCGAUUCGAGUUAUGUUUCAAGUUAA
Molecule: messenger RNA, 1134 nt
Organism: Helianthus annuus (common sunflower)
Lineage: Eukaryota; Viridiplantae; Streptophyta; Magnoliopsida; Asterales; Asteraceae
Product: vesicle-associated protein 4-2
Exons: 7
Coding region: 130-957 (275 amino acids)
Biological process (GO): endoplasmic reticulum membrane organization
Cellular component (GO): endoplasmic reticulum membrane; plasma membrane
Source: RefSeq, a predicted model, not a curated record